This is a messenger RNA of Thalassophryne amazonica, 8346 nucleotides long. It is a transcript of the gene mrtfba, whose product is annotated as myocardin related transcription factor Ba. NCBI's taxonomy places the organism in Eukaryota, Metazoa, Chordata, Actinopteri, Batrachoidiformes, Batrachoididae. The record is from RefSeq and is a predicted model, not a curated record. Gene Ontology annotation, biological process: smooth muscle cell differentiation. Bases 343 to 3564 code for a protein of 1073 amino acids. The transcript is spliced from 17 exons.
ACUGCAUCUAAACCCAAAGCAAGUCGCAGCCAUUUUCCUCAGUCAAAUAAACUUCAAUCAGAGAGACAAACGGUAUAAACAGAAGACGGGACUUUAAAUCGCUGACAUCAACAGAUGUCUCACUGUGAAGUGGAGUUCGGUUGCAGUCUGCUUCCCGGCGUUCGGUUUGACUCUAUGGCUUAGCAUGGUGAUAACAACUCUCGCUGUCUCCUUCCUCAGUGCCCCGCUGUCCUCUGCUACUUGAGGCAGGUAGCAGUGAGACUAAACUGCAGGGACGGUCAUUUUUACUACUGUUAUUUGCCUGGGACACUCCGAUCCUCCCCAACCCCCUCCUGAGGCAGGAUGGAGCCCCAGGCUUCCCUGGGGCUUAUCGGAGCAGAGGGGGAUUGUGAGAUGACGAGUUUACUGGUACCCAGUCCCCAGAGUGAGGCGGUGACCCAUGACAUGGAGGAACUGUCGCUCCAACCCACACAGAGCCUGCCUCCACUCAACGAGCGAAAAAAUGUCCUGCAAUUGAGACUUCAGCAGAGGCGAACCCGCGAGCAGCUGGUGGACCAAGGCAUCAUGCCACCGCUGAAGAGUCCAGCAGCUUUCCAUGAGCAGAUCCGCAGUUUGGAGAGAGCCAGGACGGAGAAUUUCCUGAAGCACAAAAUCUGUAGUCGUCCAGAGAGGGCGGAGCUUGUCAGGAUGCACAUUCUGCAAGAGACGGGAGCAGAGCCGUCGUUACAGGCCACACAGAUGAAGCUGAAGAGGGCCCGACUGGCUGACAACCUGAACGAGAAGAUCGCCCAGCGGCCCGGCCCCAUGGAGCUGGUGGAGAAGAACAUUCUGCCCGUGGACUCCAACCUGAAGCAAGCCAUCAUCGUGGGGCAGGUGAACUACACCAAGGUGCUGGAUGAAGACAGCUGUGACGCCUUGUCCCCAGAGCAGCCGGCCAGUCAGGAAUCUCAGGGUUCAGUCCCUUCACCCGGCGAGGCCAAAGCACCAGAAAUGCCCCCUGCAGCUGCUGCACCGCCACCGCGGCUCAGCCCCGUUCAGCAGGCCCUCCCCAUAACUACACAACCACAAAAUGACUUUGUGAAAGUGAUUUGCACCAGUGAGCUGCCCGCCACCCGACCAGCAUCAAAACCGGGUCCAACGCUGGUGAAGCAAAGCCAGCCGAAGCAGCCGUCAGAGAAGAGUCGCAGUAAGAAAGGCAAAGAGCCCAAAUCCAGGGUGAAGAAGCUGAAGUACCACCAGUACGUCCAUCCUGACCAGAAGCAGGAAGCCAGCGAAGUCUCCAUGGACUCCUCCUACGCCCGCCUGCUGCAGCAGCAGCAGCUGUUUCUGCAGCUGCAGAUCCUCAGCCAGCAGCAGCAGCAGCACUACAAUUAUCAGACAAUCCUCCCGGCACCGCUCAAAGCCGUGGCAGAGGGUCAAGGCAGCAGCACCAGCCUGCCAGCCUCCAUCGUGGUGUCUUUGCCCACGGCUCCACCACCUCCUCCUCCGCCUCCUGCUCCUACUCGUCUCAAUAACUCACUGUCCAAACGCAAGCCCGGCGUGUUGCCCACCAACCUGGAGGAGAUGAAGGUGGCCGAACUAAAACUGGAGCUAAAGCUGCGUGGCCUCCCCGUGUCAGGAACGAAGACCGACCUGAUCGAGAGGCUGAAGCCAUUCCAGGACAGUUCCAGUUCCUCUGCGCCUGCCACCAUUCCUGUCUCUGCCACAACCGUGGCCUCUUCUGCCCCCGUGGAGGUCACCACCAGCAGCACCCCUGCUGUUGUCCUCCCAUCCCAACCAGGAGCUCCAGAGUGCAAGAGCGUCACACCUCCCGUCUCACCCGUUCCCUCUGAUAUCGCCGACCUCCAGCUGGAUGUCAACAUGUCUGACGCUCUCUCGGACCCACAAAUGUUGAGUUCUUUCCCAGUGGACCCACAGUCCUCACCACUCCCGUUUAUUCAAGUCCCUGAGGAAAAGGACAGGAGGCUCCAUGAGAAGGAGCGGCAGAUUGUGGAGUUGAUGAAGAAGCUUGAGCAGGAGCAGAAGCUGGUGGAGGAACUUAAGAUGCAACUGGAGGUAGAGAAGAGAGGCCAAGGUGGAUGCACCACUGAGUCUACAUCCACACCCUCCAAACUCACUCACGUAUCUGCCAUCACCCCCGUUGCGACCGUCGUGAAGUCAGAUGUGGUGAAAACGGAGGGAUCGGUCCUGGGAAACUGUUCGUCCAGUAUUGCUGCCAUCCAGAACUCCAUCCUGGGCUCACAGGCUCUCACAACGUCUCUGCCGGUGGUGGUAAAGUUAGAGCACGUCACCGUUUCUUCUGGGAAACCCCUCCAAAUCCAGACCCAGUCCCAAGCAGCAACCAGCCCUCAACUAGUCAGCCAGUCUCAGAGAAGUACUACGUUUGAGGCCCACCCUCAGUCCCAGCCUGCAGCCCCCAGCUUACAGCAGUUCUUUAUCAGUCAUCCAGGUGGGGUGUCACAGGUGGUUGGUCAACCUCAGACUCUACUGACCACGACUGGCCAGGGCGGAACGCAGAUCCUCCUCCCAGCCUCACUGGCCAACGCGACCACCAUCCAGCUGCCGAACACCGUCAGUUUACAGCCUGUUCUUCAGACCACGGCAACUAAUUCAGUCCCAGGCGUGGUCCAGACUUCUGGUCCUCCGCUGCAGAGCACGAAGAUGGAGGUCUCAGCCGCCCAGCAGUUAGUCAACCCCAAUGCUUUGUUACAGACUCUGACGGCGGCCAGUAACGCGUCCGUUUUGGACAACCAGCUGAGACCUGAGAUGAACCCACAGUGUUUCCUAGGAAGUUCCCCAGAGAACAGAGUUUCUCCUCGAGUUUCACCCAACCACCACAUCUCCAACGGACCCCUCAGCAAGCCUCCUUCUCCGUCUCAGCCCGCCUUCAUCCUCCAACCCAUCACUCAGCUUCCCAAGAAGAGAGAACCUCCUCGCUACGAGGACGCCGUCAAACAGACCCGCAACCUGCACAUGAACAACAUCUCACAGGUUCCUACAGCAACCAGCCAGCACAUGGAUGACCUGUUUGACAUUCUCAUCAAGAGUGGAGAAAUCACUCCGUUUGUUCACUCAGACGUGCCGGUGCCUCUGGCUAAGACCCUCCAGGUCACCGCCAACGUCACCACUUUGCCCAUCCGCAACGCCCUCUCCAGGCCGCCCCCACAGGUGCAGGUGGCUCCACCCCCAACCCUCAGCUCCCUGUCUGACCCCAGCCUGCCCAGCCUCUCCUCGCUGGCUACAGACAACCAGCUGGAGGCCUUCCUGGAGGAGACACUGGCUGAGACGCCGUCAGUGUCGGACCCGCGCACGCAGGGCCUGAUGGAGGAGCUGCAGGCUCAGCUGAUGGAGCACCAGCCCUACUCGCCCAUGGACACAUCAGAUCUGUCCUUCUGCGACUCCUCGCCACCCUCCUCGCUCCACAUGGGCCUGUCUGACCCGGCGCUGGACAACAUGGAGUGGCUGGACCUCACCAUGCCCCCGGGUCCUGCUGGAGCACUCACACCACAGGGGAUCCCGACAGACUUCCUGGAUACACACGACCUGCAGUUGCAGUGGGACUGAAGGGAAACAGAGGUGAAGAGUGGCAGAAGAAGUGACAGACAGAUGACCAGAGGAAAGAAAAAGGUGAAGAGUUUGAGUUAAAACAUGUGACUGUUUAGCGCUGCGUCUCUUCUUCUUACUUUCCCGCUGCACUACAGACGGAGUUCACACUAAUUUUACAUUUUAUCUGCACUGAGCUGCUCGUAGAAACCUGUAGCAUGCGCGAUAAAUGUGUUUUAGACGGCCAGGAGGUCUGAGCGACAAAAUCAGUAAAAAAAAAAACUGACAGUUCACGGAGGGGUGUUUGCUGACACCUGCAGGACCGAAACAGAGACACGCCCAUUUAAACUCCAGUGACACUGACGCUCUAAAUGUGGUUGAAGAAGGGAAACUACGUCAAAGAGCACGUGAUCUUAUCCUGGCAGUGUUCAGCCAAAACCUGCACAACUCAAAUUAUGAGCUGCAGAGCUGCCGUACAGCGAAACACCCUGUUUAAACUAUCACGGGAGGGGGCGUGUCCAGAAAAUCACAGAACUUUCUGAUAGACACCUCGACAGUCACCACCAGCUUCACUUGUUUGGUCAGAUGUGCCCCACAUACACUGGAGCUCUUGGUGAAACUAUAUUGUACCUGCACUAAUGGUAAAUGUUCAGCAGGUGGAGAUAUUGCUCCAUUUCAAGGACCUCGAGUAGAGGCUGAUGUGGGGACAGGUCGAUGAAUCUGUUGCACGAAACAGUUGGAUGAGUUAAAAAAAAAAAAAAACUUUUCUGCUGAAUUCCAAAAAAACUAAUGUUGAUGAUAGCAGAUGAUCCAGAUUAAACUUCUGGAAUUUGCUCACUGUAGCACAGACAUUUUCAGGCGUUAUUGUUUUCUCAAGAACAAGUAGCUGGACGUGUGCGUUGCCUCUGUGAGAAUCUGCUGGUGUUCUUCAGAUCAGGAUCAUUAGCUGGAUCCACCAGACUGACACCCGCGCCGGCAGAGAGAUCCUGGUCCUUCCAGCUCAGUCUCACACGAGCUCAACACUGAUUUACGCCUGCAGAGUUUUAACGGGAACAUGAAUGUAGUCAAAGUGGUUUUCUGUAAAUAUCGCAACUUUAUCAUUCAGCCCUGUUUGUAAAUAUUUUUGUUACUCUGAAACGUAUUGAUCGCUGAUUCUGGAAUAGAUUACAGUGCAUCUGUUUGAACAUGGAAACACGUGUUUCAUGAAUACAUUACAAAUUUUUAAAACCUUGGGUGGAGACUUGAUUUGAGACAUUUGAGGACAUCGGGAACUUGUGACGUUUGCGCCAGCUCCACCUGCUGAGGAAGUUUGGUUGUUUUGUUGUUCACACAGAUCUACUUAACGGAAAUACUGUCAAUUAAAAGGGAUCCUGCGACCCCUGAGGUCAGGCUGAUGAACCAAUGAGCUGAAGGAGUCCGGCGGACGAGCUGAGGAGAACUAUGCACUAACGAGGCGCAGAGAGCGGACAGCGCGCCUCGCUCACCUCACAACAAGGAAAUGUGAACUCUGCGUAUCCAAGGUGGUCAGAAGUCAGUCGUACGGUUGUUAUUGGCAUCCACAAACCCAACUGCUGCCAGCGCUAUGAUUUUGAAUGUAGUCUCACCACACGUGGGAAAUAAGACUUUACUUACAAUGUCGGCAGCUCAAUUUUUAUCUCGCUGUGGUGACGGGACGGGAACAAACGAUGUGAACAAAAGGUGUCUUUGGAGGUCAGUGUGACAGCGUGAUGCUCCUGAGUUAGCCGUGUCAGAUGGGAAAUGACGAGGCGACUGUAUGUCUUUCCAUAGCAGAAAGCAGCGGUGUAACGAUGCAUUGAGCUCACACGUCUGAUCUCAUCUGGUCAGGCGCAUCGCUGUCUCAACUGCUGGUUUAAUUUAUCCAGGAUUAGACAAAGAUCCUGGUUCCAUCGUGUUCUGUGUGUGUCAUCUAAAAGGGGCGGAGCCAAGACAUUUGAAAACUAGAAGAAUCGAUUAUGUAAAAUGUCGUUUUGCGUGGAAAUCGUUACUCUCCGCAACUCUACUUUAUUCUAUGUGCAAAAGUGCAGCUACUUCCUGUAGCACAUUCCAUUUUAAUAACACUUUGUUUACUCAUUAUGCAAUAGAUGAUCUUUUUUUUUUUUUAAAUUGAACACUUUUUAAAAUUUCCUCAUCCAUGAAAAAGGUGUUACAAUUCUUCUGUUCCUUGACUAAAUUUUUAAAAAGCAUUCGUUGUUGAUAAUUUACACAUUUCUAAUUUUGUUAUGUUUUGGUUUAUUGGUGACGAGUUUUGCAAAUUUAGGCCGAUUAUUAGCGCAGCUGUUUCUGCUAACUCUCACCUUCCAACUCGCUGUUGUCCGAUUGCCGCCUGAAUUGUUGAGUGAUGAUGCAUCGUUACAUCCUGACGAGAUGUUCAGUAUCGUUUGCUAGCGACUGGAUUCUGGGCGCAGUCUGCCACGACAUUUAGCGCGUGUGGAUUUGUCUCCUGCAUGUACGUCUUUGUCCGUGUGCAUGACUGUAUUUUAAUCUUUGCAUGUUCCAAUUUCGGCGCUCGCUCCCGUCGCUGCCCUGGCAUCAGAUCAUUCGCUAGUUAGCAUUUUCUAAACCUUACAGCUCCAAAGGCGUCUUAUGACUGUUUUUAAUCGAUAUCGCUCACUUUGAAGCACACAGACAUGUUGUUGUUGAAAACAGUUUUGUGCUUUUAACAUUUUUCAUCAAUGCUAAAUUUAUUUUACAGUUUUUGUUUCCUCACAUUCAAGUAAAAAUGUGUAUUUUAUGUUCCAGUAGACAUUUGUGAGAUUGACUGUUUCAUUCUCUAUGGCACUUUGAAACAAAACAUGUUGAAGCGCAUUUACUUUUAACCACUUGAGUUCUGUUUGUGGGCACGAGGGGGCGCUACGGGUAGAUUAGCACAAUUAGAAAUGCACAGGACUAGUUACGCUAGCAUUUUAGCUGUAACACUGUCAAGGAAUCUGGUCAGGAAGUAAAAUAAUUUAAUAUUGUUUUGCGUUGAUGUUUAAGAAAUCUUACAUUAAUUUGUGCCAACAACAGAAUCACAAUCUGUCGUGAUACAGACAACCUUUGGAUUGGUAGGAGUUAAUACUUAAAAAAAAAAAUGGAGUUAGUCAUCAUAAGAGCAAGCAGUGUUAAAUAAUCCUAUUUAAAAACAACCUUCUUUUCCACAAAAUAGUUCCACUAGAUUUCAAUCACAAAGAAAGAAUAUAUCGUACAAAUACAGGCACUGAGCUAGCUAAUUAGCAUAGCUCAGUUGCUACAACGUUUUUCCAACUAGCUGGUCUCAGUGCUUAGCAUAUAGCUAGCACAAAAAUACUUGUAACUGUAGCCAAAUGAUUAAAACAUUAGAAUUAGAAAAAUAAAUAAAUAACCAGAUCCACGGCACAUUAGCUUCCAACACAAACUAGCCAAGCACCAAGUUCCUGCUGUUUUGUUAGACUUCAUGUGGAAAAAAAAUAUUUUGGCAGUCCAUCAUGUGAGUGAGUGCUAAACCUCGUUUCCCCAAAAACACAGUGAGGCGAAUCUGAAGUAAGAUGUUUUUGGGGAAAUGGGGCGGGACUUAAAGUUCCAGUCUGAAGGUUUGCGAUCCCCCCCCCCACCAAAAAAAAACAUCCACCCCCGAUGCUUCCGCCAAAUACCGCACAGACAUAUGAAGGUGAAACGUUGCAAGUCUGUUUGUUGUUCUAAUUUUUUUUUUUUUUUUAAGUUUGUGAAAUAGUUGCUGCAAGUUGGAAUCGAGAGAAUUCUUUAUUUGCUUGUCAGCUUUAGAUAUUUUGAUACUUGUUGCCAAGAAAAUAUGGUGGAUGAAAAAAUUAUGUUGAAUAUGUUAUUUUCACACAAGUUUUUGUAUUUAUCACUAGUUUUUUUGGGGGGGGUUUUUUUGUUUUUUUUUUUGUUUUUUUUAGGUUGAACGUUAAAAGAACAUUUAAUCUUGUGUCAGAUUGUGAAAACCUGUGUAUAUAUUUGGUUUGCAAAGUUUGUUUUAUUUAGUACUUUUCACAUCAGGCGUUUGUGCUGCAGUAAAUCGACACUCGAUCAUAUGACAACACUUCCUGUUAGCCAAAAACAGCUAAUAACGGUGGCUCGCCGUUGGUGUACUGUAAGUCGGAUCCUGCCUCUUUUUUUGUGCUGACGAGCCUUUACACACAGUACUACAAUUUGUACAGUACUACGAGUGUUUCAUAUCUGUGGUUCCUUCGUUUUUUUUAUUUGAUCUUCAUAUGUUUAGUGCGUUUCCACCAAGACACACUGUGGUGGUUUACUGUUCUGGUUCGCGGACCUGAAACCACUUUGACCAAAAAAUUUAUUUCUAAACCCAAAACAUUAGAAAGUAACAGGACUACUGCUGGCAUCAUGAGGGGGAGGGUGUCAUAACACGUCAACAAUCCAAACAGACUUGGUUCCAGUUCAAACAGUUCUUUUUCAGAAUGUUUUGGGUGGAACUGAUCCAGUACUGGCACCUGUUGUGCGUCACGCUGCUCUUUGUUCAGUUGUGUAGUUUCACGUGUAAUGUGUGUACUUUUGUUUUGUUUUUUAUUAUUUCUUUCUAACAACCAAAAUCUCGUGGCUCUACCAGACGCACCGAUCAACCAGCGGUUGAUUUAUUUCCUUAAUCGUCGCUGAACGUCCUCCACAGACGGUGCCGCGCCUGUUUGUACGCCAUACGUUUUGCACAUUAUGUACAUAUUUAUAUAGAUGUAAUGGAUAUUUUUAUACAUGUGUAACAUCCACGGGCUCUAUUGUGUAAAUACGUAAAUUGUAUAGAAGUGCUGUAUGCCUUCGUGUCAAUAAAAUCUGGUGUCAUGUGAAAAA